GGUCCACAAUUCCUUCCUUUAAAAAAAAAGAAAGAAGAAACAUUUACAAUGCCUUAUCAUUAGUAGGAAGCAGUGACUGGAUUUAAAAGCCAGCGUCAUCCCUGCUGCAAAAGCUGCUGUUUACCCGCUGAAAAGCAUUUGGGGAAAAAGCAGCGGAUCCCGAUGGCAUGGACACUUAUGCAAGGUCCGCCGCGCUGCCGUGCUACUGCUGGAGCCUACUCGCUUUCUCCUCCUUCAACCCAGGUCCACCGCCAUCGCCCCGCAGCCCAGAGUGCCCUGCCGCAACGCGACCAGCCCCCACCGAGCCAAAGCAGGCGGCAUGAGGCUUGAUCCGGUGCAUCUAUCUAUGCUGCUCAUCGGGGUCUCAUUCGCCUGCUACUCCCCGAGUCUGAAUUCCCUGCAGGACCAAGCCUACAGGUCCGCCGUGGUGAUCGAAGGCAAGGUGCAGUCCACGCCUGCGGGGAACGCGUCCGUGGAGCCGUACCGUGUGAGUGUCAAAGUGCUGGAGGUCUGGCCCCUGAACAGCGGCGGUCUGGAGCGGGAGCAGCUCGUCACCGUGGGGGUGUUCGGAUCCGAGGCUCCGUGCGUCAAAGUGAAAAAGAACCACAAGUAUAUCUUUUUCAUGGACCCCACGGACGAGCCCUUGGUUUUUAAGGCAUCGUUCGCGCCCGUUGACACGAGUGGGAAGAACCUGAAGAAGGAUGUUGGGAGGAUCUUGUGUGAGAACUGCGCUGCUGCUCCAAAGUUAAAACCAAUCAAGAAUCCCAUCGUCGUUGGUGAGGGAAGCAAGCUUACGGUGAAGUGUGAGGCCACAGGAAAGCCUGUCCCAAUCUACAGAUGGUUUAAAGAUGGCAAUGAGCUGACGAGUAGUCGAAAAGUCAAGAUCAAGUCCAACUUGAAAUCCUCCAAAGUCCAAAUCAACAGAGCGAAACUGGAGGAUUCUGGGAAUUACACGUGUGUGGUGGAGAACUCGCUGGGGAAGGACAACUCCACUGGCACCGUCAACGUACAAAGCAGCGUGGAUUGUACAAUGAGCAACUUCUCUUGCAGCACCACUACAGAAAGGACAAAAGGAACAGUAACCACAACGCUAUCUCCAGGCUCAGGCCAUGCCAGAAGAUGCAAUGACACAGAGAAGACCUUCUGUGUGAAUGGCGGCGACUGUUACUUCAUCCCUGGUAUAAAUAAGAUUUCCUGCAAGUGUCCAAAUGACUUUACUGGUGAUCGCUGUCAAACCUACGUUAUGGCCAGUUUCUACCAGCAUCUUGGGAUUGAAUUUAUGGAGGCAGAAGAACUCUACCAGAAAAGAGUCCUGACAAUCACGGGUAUUUGUGUGGCUCUGUUGGUGGUGGGCAUCCUGUGUGUGGUCGCCUACUGUAAAACCAAGAAACAAAGAAAGAAGAUGCACAAUCAUAUGCGACAGAACAUGUGUCCUGAACAUCCCAAUCGUAACCUUGCUAAUGGACCUAAUCACCCAGGACCCGGCCCGGAGGAAAUCCCCAUGGUGGAUUACAUAUCAAAGAAUGUCCCUGCAACCGAGCGAGUCAUACGGCCCUCGACAGAGCGAUCAUUCCCAGCCAGUCACACUUCUUCCAGAUCUCACAACUCUUCCACACGAGCCCACUCAUCAACUCAGAGACAUGAGGAACGGACAUGGAGCCUGGAACGUUCGGAAAGUUUCCUCUCCGACUCGCCGGGAAUGAUGUCAUCGUCCGUGGGGACCAGUAAAUGCAGCAGUCCUGCGUGCAUGGAGGCGCGGGCGCGGCGAGCUGCUCACUGUGGUUACUCUGAUCCCCAUCGGCCGGGGCUGCAGUACGGGGACUCGUUCGACUCGCUGGGAGACUCUCCGCACAGCGACAGGUACGUGUCGGCCCUGACAACACCAGCCCGCCUGUCCCCGGUGGAUUUCCAUUACUCGUUGCCCCCCCAGGUGCCUACCUUCCAGAUAACAUCCCCCAAUGCCAGCCACGCCAUGUCGCUUCCUCCUGCUGUCCACAACCCCUAUCCUCCAGAGGAUGACCAGCCGCUGCUGCGCCGCUACCAGGUGCCCCUACAUGACGCCCAGUGCCAGGAGCCCUACCGGCAGCAGCGCCGCACCUACCUAAAGAACAGCAGGGGCAGCCUGCCCUCCAGCCCCUACCGGCUGGCCGAGGAAGAAGACUAUGAGACCACCCAGGAGUACCUCUCCUCUCGGGAGCAACCAAAGACAAGUGGGUCCAGUGAAACCGGUAGCCGGCGCUGGAAGAGAUCCAGACUGAACGGCCACGUGGCCCCGCGUGGAUACGAGGCAUCUCGGGACUAUGGAUCUCGAAGCUGCCUAACAGAAAGCGAGUCAGAGGAGGACGGUGAGAGCACUCCCUUUCUCAGUAUGCAGAACAUGAACGCCGAGCCCUCUACCAUCUACAGGCCGGUGGACAGUCGGACUUCUCACUCGUCAGGGUGGCACAGCGGGCGUGGCAACAUGCAUACAAGACUCACACAGUCGCACUCCAAACCGGACAGUACGCCCCAUUAAAGAGUGACGAUGAACCAACAAAAAUCAAUAUAGUAUAGACCUGCAUCUAUAAGAAAUAUUUUUAUUUUAUAUAACUGACAGAUAUUCUAAACAAAUGAAAUAUUUAUUUUCAUUUUAGCAAAAGUUGUCUACUAGUUAACAGCAAAGAAUUUUUUAUAGGGAAAACUCUAUUUAUAUGUACAUUUUGAUUUACAGCAUAAAAAAAAAAAGAUGUGCCAGUUUUUUCACAACGUAAAAAAAAAAAAAAAAAAAAAAAUAGAGUAAUAUUGUGGUGCCUUUUGCUGUUUGCCGAUGCCAGAGGGCCAGUGGAGGUUUUUGUAGCCUUUCUUAUAUGGACGCCUCAUUUUUUAUACACAUUUAUGUUCUUUUGUUCUGUCUGAUUUAUUUUUAUUUUUUUUUUCCUGUCUCACUUUCUUUCCAAAAAAAAAAAAAGGCAUUCUUUGAGAAGUCUGUCCCCACUGGAGCAUAACCCCUUCCAUGUCACGCAAUAUAAACCACUUCAACAUAAA
Molecule: messenger RNA, 3024 nt
Organism: Gambusia affinis (western mosquitofish)
Lineage: Eukaryota; Metazoa; Chordata; Actinopteri; Cyprinodontiformes; Poeciliidae
Gene: nrg2a
Product: neuregulin 2a
Exons: 12
Coding region: 320-2515 (731 amino acids)
Biological process (GO): nervous system development; intracellular signal transduction; animal organ development
Molecular function (GO): signaling receptor binding
Source: RefSeq, a predicted model, not a curated record